This is a messenger RNA of Acanthosepion pharaonis, 552 nucleotides long. NCBI's taxonomy places the organism in Eukaryota, Metazoa, Mollusca, Cephalopoda, Sepiida, Sepiidae. The record is from the annotation of a GenBank genome assembly.
AUGGCUGAAGUUCACUCAACUUCUGUCGAUUCGCGCGCACGCGCAGCAAGCAACCAGAUGAAACGGGCACUUUGUUAUCGAAAGUUGUUUGUAUGCAAUAGCUUUCUUUCUUUCUUUCUUUCUUUCUUUCUUUCUUUCUUUCUUUCUUUAUCUAUCUAUCUAUCUAUCUAUCUAUCUAUCUAUCUAUCUAUCUAUCUAUCUGUCCCUCUCUCUCCGUGUUUCUCUCUUUAUCCCUCUAUCUAUCUAUCUAUAAUGUCUGUCUUUCUCUAUGUGUCGCUCUUUUUCUCCCCCUCUCCCUCACUCUCCCUCUCUUACUCUCUCUCUCACUCUCUCUCUCUCUCUCUAUAUAUAUAUAUAUAUAUAUAUAUACCACAUGCUGCUCAUUAUCUAUCUAUCUAUCUAUCUAUCUAUCUAUUACAGGCUGUCGUGUCCACUCUCUUGCCCAGUAGUAGUGACCUCCUGAAUCCUAGCAUCCAUAGUAACUUGCAGAUUAGUCAUGUGAUCGCUGAUGCAAACUCCAGUUACAAAUUCGCCAUCUCCUGUACAAAAUGA